CGGGGCGGGGCGGCGGGGAGCGGCCGACGGUGGCGUCGGCGGCGUCGUGCUGCGGGGCCUCAUUGGGCGCGUGCGGCCGCCCGGCACCAUGGCCUCGGAGCUGGAGGGCCCCAACCCCGGCGCGCGGAUCAUGACCUUCCGGCCCAGCAUGGAGCAGUUCCGCGACUUCAGCCGCUACAUCGCCUACGUGGAGGCGCAGGGAGCGCACCGCGCCGGGCUGGCCAAGAUCGUGCCCCCCAAGGAGUGGAGGCCGCGGCGGUGCUACGACGACAUCGACGAGCUGGUGAUCCCGGCGCCCAUCCAGCAGGUGGUGACGGGGCAGUCCGGCCUCUUCACGCAGUACAACAUCCAGAAGAAGGCCAUGACGGUGCGCGAGUUCCGCAGGAUCGCCAACAGCGACAAGUACUGCACACCCCGCUACACGGACUUCGAAGACCUUGAACGGAAGUACUGGAAGAACCUUACGUUCAAUGCCCCCAUCUACGGUGCUGAUGUUAAUGGCACGCUUUAUGAGAAGCACGUAGAUGCGUGGAAUAUUGGCAGAUUGAACACAAUCCUGGAUAUUGUGGAGAAUGAAAGUGGCAUAACCAUCGAAGGAGUGAAUACUCCUUACCUCUAUUUUGGCAUGUGGAAAACUUCAUUUGCGUGGCAUACUGAAGACAUGGAUCUCUACAGUAUUAAUUACUUGCAUUUUGGGGAACCCAAGUCAUGGUACUCUAUCCCUCCAGAGCAUGGGAAGCGGCUGGAGAGACUUGCCAAAGGAUUCUUUCCGGGAAGUGCCCAGAGCUGUGAAGCGUUUCUCCGUCACAAGAUGACCCUGAUCUCUCCAUCAAUACUGAAGAAAUAUGGCAUCCCUUUUGAUAAGGUGACGCAGGAAGCUGGAGAGUUCAUGAUAACCUUUCCUUAUAGUUAUCAUGCUGGCUUUAAUCAUGGAUUUAACUGUGCUGAAUCUACCAACUUUGCUACUCUUCGGUGGAUUGAGUAUGGGAAGCAGUCUGUACUGUGCUCGUGCCGGAAGGACAUGGUGAAGAUCUCCAUGGAUGUGUUCGUGAGGAAGUACCAGCCGGACCGUUACAAGCUCUGGAAGGCCGGGAAGGACGUGACCGUCAUUGACCAUACUCUUCCAACACCAGAAGCAGCGGAGUUCCUUAAAGGGGAUCUUAUGCAAAAAGUCAAGAGUGGGAAGCAGUAUGCUGAGGAAAUGGAAACAGGAGAAACGUGUAAAGAGGAGGUGGAUGGGGAUGAGGCAAAAAGUGUGCCCAAGCAUCGCAUAGGAACCAAAAGGCACCGAGUCUGCCUGGAAGUACCUCAGGAAGUGAGUGAGAGCGAGGCCUUCCCCAAGGAGGAGCUGAGCUCUGCGCAGGAUGAAGCAGACACGGCACAGCCUUGUGAGAUACCCACAAGUGAACAUGGGCAGCAGGGUGAACAAGGGUGCAAGCUUUCAGAUUGUGGAGGCUUGGCCAAAUUUGAAGAACUGAAAGCUGUGAAGCUUGAGGAGGAAGAAGAGGAAGAGCAAGAAGCAGCUGCGUUGGACCUCUCCAUUUCGCAUGCUUCAAAUUCCACUUCAGUUUUGCCGACUUCGAAGCAGAGUGCAACUUGCAGCGUUCAGCCCGGCUCGCCAGCGUAUUCUGGUUCUUCAGACUCUGAAUCGACUGAUCUGUUGCCAAAAAGAACUGUACCUGGGCCAGCUGGGGUGCUUACAGUCCAUAGCUACGCUAAAGGGGAUGCAAGUGGAUCUGACAGUGAACAGACUUCAGGAAAGAAAACCAGUGCUACUGCCAGCAUGAAUGAACAAGAACUGGCAGAGGCAGCAAAGGAGUACAUAAGAUCAAUGAAGGAGAGUAAGAAGUCCAAGGGUCGUCGCCAGCCACUGAGCAAGCUCCCCCGCCAUCACCCGCUCUUGGUUAAAGACUGCAUUAGUGAUGACGAGGCAUCGGAGCAACUGACUCCUGAAGAAGAAGCUGAAGAGACGGAAGCUUGGGCCAAGCCACUUAGCCAGCUGUGGCAGAAUCGGCCACCAAAUUUUGAGGCUGAAAAGGAAUACAACCGGACCAUGGCCCAGCAGUCUCCUUACUGUGCUGUUUGUAUGCUCUUCCAGACGUAUCAGGCAGAGUGUGGAGGCAACAGUCAAAGCUCUGGAGUAACUCCAGGUGCUGCGGAUGGGAAGAUCCGAACCAAACCCCUGAUUCCUGAAAUGUGCUUCACUACAACUGGCUGCAGCACUGAUCUCAAUCUUUCAACCCCCUACUUAGAGGAAGAUGGAACCAGUGUACUCAUCACCUGCAGGAACUGCCAAGUCUGCGUUCAUGCAAGUUGUUAUGGUGUGCCCCCUGACAAGGCCACUGAAGACUGGAUGUGCUCCAGGUGCACAGAAAACGCCUUAGAAGAGGACUGCUGUUUGUGUUCAUUACGAGGAGGAGCUCUGCAGAGAGCCAAUGAUGACAAGUGGGUUCACGUAAUGUGUGCUGUAGCUGUACUGGAGGCAAAAUUUGUGAACAUCGCAGAGCGCAGUCCUGUAGAUGUUGGCAAAAUCCCCCUGCAACGUUUCAGGCUGAAAUGCAUCUUCUGCAAAAAACGAAGAAAGAGAAUUGCAGGUUGCUGUGUACAGUGCUCCCACGGUCGGUGUCCCACGUCCUUUCAUGUCAGCUGUGCCCAAGCAGCAGGAGUCAUGAUGCAGCCUGAUGACUGGCCGUUUGUUGUCUUCAUUACCUGCUUCAGGCAUAAGAUCCCAUCUCAGGCAGAGCGAGCUAAGGCUGCGCUCCAAGAUCUGUCACCUGGACAGAUAGUCAUCAGCAAGCACAAGAAUGGUCGCUUCUAUCAGUGCGAAGUGGUCAGCCUUGCGAAGGAGACUUUCUAUGAGGUCAACUUUGAUGAUGGCUCCUUCAGCGACAACCUGUAUCCAGAAGACAUUGUGAGUCGAGACUGCCUUCAGUUAGGUCCUCCUGCUGAAGGUGAAGUUGUGCAGGUCAGAUGGACAGAUGGACAGGUUUAUGGAGCCAAGUUUGUCGCAUCACAUGCCAUCCAGAUGUACCAGGUGGAAUUUGAAGAUGGAUCACAGCUGAUGGUGAAAAGGGAUGAUGUGUACACUCUGGAUGAGGAGCUUCCUAAGAGAGUCAAGUCAAGGCUGUCCAUAGCUUCCGAUAUGCGCUUCACAGAGAUCUUUGCAGAGAAGGAGGUCAGACAAGAGAGGAAGAGACAAAGAGUGAUCAAUUCACGCUACCGGGAAGAUUACAUUGAACCCGCAUUGUACCGGGCCAUCAUGGAGUAAGCGCUGCCUGUGGCAGAGGAAGAAGAUGCCCACUUUCCCCAAGGAUUUAAACGCUCCAGUACAACAGGCCAUAUUUGGAUGCUUCAAAUCCAGGGUUUUUUGUUUUGUUUUGUUUUUUUCUAAGGAAGCUAAAAAGCUGAUGCUCUGCAGUCGCUGAAAGGCAGCUGUUCAGUAGUGAAA
This is a messenger RNA of Cygnus olor (mute swan), 3448 nucleotides long. RefSeq names its product lysine demethylase 4A (gene KDM4A). The coding region runs from base 89 to 3268 and encodes 1059 amino acids. Lineage: Eukaryota; Metazoa; Chordata; Aves; Anseriformes; Anatidae. Gene Ontology annotation, cellular component: nucleus. The record is from RefSeq and is a predicted model, not a curated record. Gene Ontology annotation, biological process: chromatin remodeling. The transcript is spliced from 22 exons. Gene Ontology annotation, molecular function: histone H3K9 demethylase activity; histone H3K36 demethylase activity.